AUGGCAUCGGCUUAUGGAGAUCUGCGUCACUUGCUGCCGAGCAGUUAUAAACGGUCAGUCACUGCGUGGCUGGAGGAGGACUGUCCCAGCUUCGACUAUGGUGGCUUUGUGGUGGGUGAGUCAGAAGGAGAGGCUCGGUUAUUGGGGAAAAGCAAGGGCGUUGUUGCAGGUGUACCCUUCUUCGACGAGGUCUUUUCCCAGCUAGGAUGCACGGUGGAAUGGCACGUCAAGGAAGGCGAGACCAUUGAACCGAUCAAGCACUGCGCAACCGUCCGCGGCCCCAUCCGCCAGAUCCUCCUGGGCGAGCGCGUCGCCCUCAACAUCCUCGCCCGCUGCUCCGGCAUCGCAACCAAGAGCGCCACGCUCGUCGCCGCCCUCCGCGCCCACGGCUGGAAGGGCAUCCUCGCCGGCACCCGCAAGACGACCCCGGGCUUCCGCGUCGUCGAGAAAUACGGCAUGCUCGUCGGCAACGCAGACCCCCACCGCCACGACCUCAGCUCCAUGACCAUGCUCAAGGAUAACCACGUCUGGGCCUGCGCCAACAACCGCUCCGCCGCGGACGGCGGCUCUGCCCCGGCCUCCGCUAACAUCCAGUCCAUCGCCGCGGCGAUCCCGCGCGCCGUCCACGCGGCCAAGGCCACCGGAGGCUUCUCCACCAAGGUCGAGGUCGAGUGCCGGAGUCUCGAGGAGGCCAAUGCCGCCAUCGACGCUGGCGCGGACGUCAUCAUGCUGGACAAUUUCACCCCGGACGGUGUCCGUGACGCCGCCCGGCAGCUGAAGCAGGAUUGGGCCGGGAAGGGCAAGUCGUUCCUCGUCGAGGUCAGCGGCGGCUUGAAUGAGUCCAAUGCGGCUUCCUAUGCCUGCCCGGAUGUGGACAUCCUCUCAACCAGCUCGAUUCACCAGGGCACUGGCAUCGUGGAUUUCUCCCUCAAAGUGUCGUUGCGGUAG
Messenger RNA from Aspergillus clavatus NRRL 1, 948 nucleotides. Its product is annotated as nicotinate-nucleotide diphosphorylase (carboxylating). Gene Ontology annotation, molecular function: nicotinate-nucleotide diphosphorylase (carboxylating) activity. Gene Ontology annotation, cellular component: cytoplasm. The coding region runs from base 1 to 948 and encodes 315 amino acids. The record is from RefSeq and is a predicted model, not a curated record. NCBI's taxonomy places the organism in Eukaryota, Fungi, Ascomycota, Eurotiomycetes, Eurotiales, Aspergillaceae. The transcript is spliced from 3 exons. Gene Ontology annotation, biological process: quinolinate catabolic process; NAD+ biosynthetic process.